Messenger RNA from Ceratotherium simum simum (southern white rhinoceros), 4300 nucleotides. Lineage: Eukaryota; Metazoa; Chordata; Mammalia; Perissodactyla; Rhinocerotidae. The record is from RefSeq and is a predicted model, not a curated record.
UAGCGGCAGAGGCAGUGGCGGUGGGAGAGACAGGCGGAAGCAGCUGGGGCAGCAGGGCUGGAUUGGGGUGUUAAGUCCAGGCUGAGUCGGGGACAGGCUGCUGCUCUUGGUCCCCGUGCCUGCUGGGCCAGGCGCCCUUCCUGGAACCGCAGGCAGGGUGGACAGGGCGAGGUGCCACCUUAGUCUGGCUGGGGAGGCAGACGAUGAGGAGCGAUGGGGCAGGCAUGUGGCCACUCCAUCCUCUGCAGGAGCCAGCAGUACCCGGCAGCGCGACCGGCUGAGCCGCGCGGCCAGCAGGUCUUCCUCAAGCCGGACGAGCCGCCGCCGCCGCCGCAGCCAUGCGCCGACAGCCUGCAGCCAGCCAGGACCUCCUUGCACAGGAGCCAGUGCCCCCGGGGAGUAGAGACGGCCAACUGGAGGAUGCUUUGCUGAGCCUGGGCUCUGUCAUCGACAUCAUGGGCUUGCAACGGGCUGUCAAGGAGGCCCUCUCUGCCGUGCUCCCCAGAGUGGAGACCGUCUACACCUACCUGCUGGAUGCGGAGUCCCGGCUGGUGUGUGAGGAACCCCCCCACGAGCUGCCCCAGGAGGGGAAAGUCCGAGAGGCUGUGAUCUCCCGGAAGCGGCUGGGCUGCAAUGGACUGGGCCCCUCAGACCUGCCGGGGAAACCCUUGGCCAGGCUGGCGGCUCCACUGGCCCCUGACACCCAAGUGCUGGUCAUACCGCUGGUGGACAAGGAGGCCGGGGCUGUGGCAGCCGUCAUCUUGGUGCACUGUGGCCAGCUGAGUGACAGUGAGGAGUGGAGCCUGCAAGCUGUGGAGAAGCAUACCCUGGUGGCCCUGCGAAGGGUGCAGGCCCUGCAGCAGCGCAGGCCCGGCGCGGCCCCCGAAGCGGUCCAGAACUCCCCGGCGGGGGCGGCGGGAGACCAGAAGGCCGGGGUUGUGUACAGCGACCAGGACCGAAAGAUCCUGCAACUCUGCGGGGAACUCUACGACCUGGAUGCGUCUUCCCUGCAGCUCAAAGUCCUCCAAUACCUGCAGCAGGAGACCCAGGCGUCCUGCUGCUGCCUCCUGCUGGUGUCCGAGGACAAUCUCCAGCUUUCCUGUAAGGUCAUGGGAGAUAAAGUGCUGGAGGAAGAGAUCCGCUUUCCGUUGACGACGGGACGCCUGGGCCAGGUGGUGGAAGACAAGAAGUCUAUCCAGCUGAAAGAUCUCACCUCUGAGGAUGUGCAACAGCUGCAAAGCAUGUUGGGCUGUGAGUUGCAGGCCAUGCUCUGUGUCCCUGUCAUCAGCCGGGCCACUGACCAGGUGGUGGCCUUGGCCUGCGCCUUCAACAAGCUCGGAGAAGACUUGUUCACAGACCAGGAUGAGCACGUGAUUCAGCACUGCUUCCACUACACCAGCACCGUGCUCACCAGCACCCUGGCCUUCCAGAAGGAGCAGAAGCUCAAGUGUGAGUGCCAGGCUCUUCUCCAAGUGGCAAAGAACCUCUUCACGCACCUGGAUGAUGUCUCUGUCCUGCUCCAGGAAAUCAUCACAGAGGCCAGGAACCUCAGCAAUGCUGAGAUCUGCUCCGUGUUCCUGCUGGAUCAGAAUGAACUGGUGGCCAAGGUGUUCGACGGCGGCGUGGUGGAGGACGAGAGCUAUGAGAUCCGCAUCCCAGCCGACCAGGGCAUCGCGGGCCACGUGGCGACCACGGGCCAGAUCCUGAACAUCCCGGACGCGUACGCGCACCCGCUAUUCUACCGUGGCGUGGACGACAGCACGGGCUUCCGCACGCGCAACAUUCUCUGCUUCCCCAUCAAGAACGAGAACCAGGAGGUCAUCGGUGUGGCCGAGCUGGUGAACAAGAUCAACGGACCAUGGUUCAGCAAGUUUGACGAGGACCUGGCGACGGCCUUCUCCAUCUACUGCGGCAUCAGCAUCGCCCACUCCCUCCUAUACAAGAAAGUGAAUGAGGCCCAGUAUCGCAGCCACCUAGCCAACGAGAUGAUGAUGUACCACAUGAAGGUCUCUGAUGAUGAAUACACCAAACUUCUCCAUGACGGGAUCCAGCCUGUGGCUGCCAUUGACUCCAACUUUUCCAGUUUCACCUACACCCCUCGCUCUCUGCCCGAGGAUGACACCUCCAUGGCCAUCCUGAGCAUGCUGCAGGACAUGAAUUUCAUCAACAACUACAAAAUUGACUGCCCGACACUGGCCCGGUUCUGUUUGAUGGUGAAGAAGGGCUACCGGGACCCCCCCUACCACAACUGGAUGCACGCCUUUUCUGUCUCCCACUUCUGCUACCUGCUCUACAAGAACCUGGAGCUCACCAACUACCUCGAGGACAUGGAGAUCUUUGCCUUGUUUAUUUCCUGCAUGUGUCACGACCUGGACCACAGAGGCACAAACAACUCCUUCCAGGUGGCCUCGAAAUCUGUGCUGGCCGCACUCUACAGCUCCGAGGGCUCUGUCAUGGAGAGGCACCACUUCGCUCAGGCCAUCGCCAUCCUCAACACCCAUGGUUGCAACAUCUUCGACCACUUCUCCCGGAAGGACUAUCAGCGCAUGCUGGACCUGAUGCGGGACAUCAUCUUGGCCACGGACCUGGCCCACCACCUCCGUAUCUUCAAGGACCUCCAGAAGAUGGCUGAAGUGGGCUAUGACCGAACCAACAAGCAGCACCACAGCCUCCUCCUCUGCCUCCUUAUGACCUCCUGUGACCUCUCUGACCAGACGAAGGGCUGGAAGACCACGAGGAAGAUCGCAGAGCUGAUCUACAAAGAGUUCUUCUCCCAGGGAGACUUGGAGAAGGCCAUGGGCAACAGGCCGAUGGAGAUGAUGGACCGUGAGAAGGCCUACAUCCCCGAGCUGCAGAUCAGCUUCAUGGAGCACAUCGCGAUGCCCAUCUACAAGCUGCUGCAGGACCUGUUCCCCAAGGCCGCAGAGCUGUAUGAACGCGUGGCCUCCAACCGUGAGCACUGGACCAAGGUGUCCCACAAGUUCACCAUCCGCGGCCUCCCCAGCAACAACUCGCUGGACUUCCUGGACGAGGAGUAUGAGGUGCCUCAGCUGGACGGCACCAGGGGCCCCGUCAAUGGCUGCUGCAGCCUUGAUGCUGAGUGAGCCCCUCUUGGACCCAUCCCCGCCCAGGCCUCCUCCCACAGCCCUCUACUGGUCUGCCUGGAUGCACUGGGACCAGAGCCACAGGUCCUGGGAUCUAGACCAGGACGUCUGGUGUGACCCCGGGCAAGGACCGACCUUCCCGGGCCUCAGCUUUCUCGUCUGUAAAUGGGAGCAAGACUUCAGCCUCACCGAGACUUUGUGAUUUGUCCUCUGAGAGCACAGGGGUGACCAAUGAGCAGGGGGACCUGCUCUGCGCCUCUGACCACACCUUGGCCAGUCCUCGCCAAGCCACUCCUUCUCGGAGGCAACCUGGAUGGUUUCCCCUGGGCCCAUUCCUGCCCCACCGGAUCUGUGCCCUUUCCCCUCUCCAGGAUCCUCAUGAGGGGAGAAGGUGGGUCAUCUGAGAGCAGAGGGUGGCCUCAGAAACAGUCGUCAGCUCUGCUGGAGGACUGGAAAUAACCCCAGGGCCUCAGGUGCCCCUGACGAUAGCCACUACACUUAUGGUGGGGAUGGGGACCUGGGGAGACGCAGGGGCCCCACGAGGAAGCUGCUGGAGGGGCAUAUCUGGGGAGAGGGGCUCAGGAGGAAAGCAGGAUGGGAAUUAUGAGCGGGAAGGACCCUGGGCUGGGAGACAGGCCCUGGUGGGUCAGCAGGGCUUCGCCCCUGGCUGUGUGACCCUGGGCACGUCCCUCCCCCUGUCUGGGCGAAACAGGAGGGUGAGACAAUCCGUUCUCUAAGACCCCUUUUAGAUCAAAGUCCCCACAGCUCUGUGGAGUCCCAGGAGAGGCCGGGGAAUGUGCCUGCUGCCCUAGGGUGGAGAGCCCAUCCUGAGUCCCUCACUGGUCCCAGAGAGCACCCCCUUAGCCCAAGGCCCUACCCCGAUCCCUGCAGCCAGAGAAGGACCUGGCCUCAGCCCUGGCAGGGCUUCUCACCUCUUCAAGGCCAUAUCCACCCGUGACCCGGGGCUUGGGAGACCCCAUAGGGCCAGGCCACUUGGGUCAGCCUGGCUGCUGGCUUCUCCCGUCUCUGUUUUGUUCUGUACGUGGUGUGGGUGGGGGGAGGGGGGCCACCUGCCUUACCUAUUCUGAGUUGCCUUUAGAGAGAUGCGUUUUUCUAGGACUCUGUGCAACUGUUGUAUAUGGUCCCGUGGGCUGACCGCUUUGUACAUGAGAAUAAAUCUAUUUCUUUCUACCAAC